Molecule: messenger RNA, 4384 nt
Organism: Oryza sativa Japonica Group (Japanese rice)
Lineage: Eukaryota; Viridiplantae; Streptophyta; Magnoliopsida; Poales; Poaceae
Product: putative disease resistance RPP13-like protein 1
Biological process (GO): defense response to other organism
Molecular function (GO): ADP binding
Source: RefSeq, a predicted model, not a curated record
CUGGAGAAAUCUGGGAGUUAGUAUUAAUGAGGACUUGUUGCUGUGGUUUUCUGACUAUGAGCUACCACAAGAAAUGAUAAAUAGAUAUCUAUUAUUGAAUCUGGAGAUAUAAUGUGAUACUAAAGCAUAAAUAGUACUGCUGCACUGCACCAUGCAAGGACAAGUGGUCCAGUAUAAGAAAACAAGAUUAUGGCCAACAGCUGCAUGAACCUCCAUGUGCAGCUUCAAAAUAACCGGCUGCCUUUGAAUAUUCUACUGCUUCCCCUCAACAGAGUCAACAUUAGCCAUAUUGUUUUGGUUGCAAGUUGCAGCUUGCAACACUCAUUUCUCCUGAGAAACCCAACCUUCUUGCAGGUAGAGGAACAAGGAGGGAGAUGGCUGGCCUGAUUUCUUCAGGAAUCAUCAAGUGGACGGCAAGCAAGCUUUCUUCACUGGUUUCGGCAUCACCUGGAGCAUCAGCAUCCAAUGAGCAGAGUUCUGCACUCAGGGAUGUGAGGACGCUGCAGAGGACGAUGGCGAGGAUCCAGCGCACGCUUGCUACCACCGAUGAGCACAGCAUCAGAGAUGCAUCUGAGAGGCUUCACCUGAGGGAGCUUCAGCAGUUUGCCUACGAUGCCCAAGAUGCAAUCGAUCUGUACAAGUUUGAGCUUCUGCGGCGAAGGAUGGAUGAUCCAAACAGUCAUGGAGAUGGCGGCAGUAGCCGUAAACGCAAGCACAAGGGGGACAAGAAGGAACCUGAAACUGAACCGGAGGAAGUUUCAAUUCCUGAUGAAUUGGCUGUUCGGGUAAGAAAAAUCCUAGAAAGAUUUAAGGAGAUCACAAAGGCAUGGGAUGAUCUCCGUCUAGAUGAUACAGAUACAACAAUGCAAGAUGAGGAACAUAGCAUGCUCCCACUGCCUACUACCCCAUAUGUUGACGAGCCCACUAUCUUUGGUAGAGAUGAAGAUAAGGAAAAGAUAAUCAAAAUGCUGCUCUCUGUGGGUGGUGCCAAUGAAGGAGAUGUGUCAGUUCUUCCCAUUAUUGGAAUGGGUGGAGUAGGAAAGACAGCACUUGUUCAACUAGUGUACAAUGAUCGAAGGAUUCUGAACAGAUUUGACUUGAUGGGCUGGGUUCAUGUCUCAGAGAAUUUUGAUCUCAAAAGCAUAAUGCGUAAAAUUAUCAUGUCCUUCACGAAAAAACCAUGUCAGAUGACACAAAUGGAUCAGCUCCAGUAUAUGCUAAUAGAACAAGUUGUUGGCAGAAAGUUCUUGCUGGUUCUUGAUGAUGUGUGGAAUGAGAGGAAGGAUAUUUGGGAUGCAUUAUUAUCAGCCAUGUCACCUGCACAAUCAAGCAUAAUAUUGGUAACUACCCGCAAUACAAGUGUGUCAACAAUAGUCCAGACAAUGCACCCCUACAAUGUGAGUUGCCUACCUUUUGAGGAAUCCUGGCAACUAUUCAAGCAGAUGGCCUUUUUGCACCAAGAUGAGAGUAUGAAAACAGAUUUUGAGGUUAUUGGCAGAAAAAUUGUUCAGAAAUGUGCUGGCUUGCCUUUAGCAGUGAAGGCAAUUGCCAGUGCACUUCGCUUUGAGGAAAAUGAGGAGAAAUGGAAUGACAUAUUGGAGAGUGAACAAUGGGAGUUACCAACAACAGAGGAUACUGUGUUACCGGCGUUAAAAUUAAGCUAUGAUCAAAUGCCAAUCCACUUAAAGCGGUGCUUUGUUUUCUUCGCAUUAUUCCCUAAGAGGCAUGUUUUCUUGAAGGAAAAUGUGGUAUAUCUGUGGAUAUCUUUGGGCUUCCUUAAACGGACCAGCCAGACAAACCUUGAGACUAUUGCAAGGUGCCUUAAUGACUUGAUGCAGAGGACUAUGGUUCAGAAAAUACUAUUUGAUGGAGGACAUGAUUGCUUCACCAUGCAUGACCUUGUACAUGAUCUUGCCGCGUCCAUCUCAUAUGAAGAUAUUUUGAGAAUAGACACUCAACACAUGAAGUCUAUGAAUGAAGCAUCAGGAAGCCUUAGGUAUUUAUCUCUGGUUGUGAGUUCUUCAGACCAUGCGAAUUUGGAUUUGCGUACAUUACCAGUGUCAGGAGGUAUCAGGAUAUUUCAAGUUGUAAAUUCUAUGGAUGACAAUAGAAGAUAUUUUUCAUCCUUCUUCAAAAAUAACAGAAGAUGCUUCUCCAAGUUGUUCUCACAUCACAUUAACCUUACAAUUGAUAAUGAGCUAUGGAGCAGUUUUCGGCAUUUGAGAACUUUAGACUUAAGCCGCAGCUCAAUGACAGCAUUGCCUGAUUCAAUUAGAGGACUGAAGUUGCUCAGGUAUCUAAGUAUUUUCCAAACAAGAAUCUCCAAGCUCCCAGAAUCAAUUUGUGACCUCCUUAAUUUGAAGAUCUUAGAUGCAAGAACAAACUUUCUUGAAGAGCUACCACAAGGCAUUCAGAAGCUGGUCAAGCUCCAGCAUCUCAAUUUAGUCCUUUGGUCUCCCCUGUGCAUGCCAAAAGGAAUUGGAAAUCUGACCAAACUACAAACCUUGACAAGGUAUAGUGUUGGAAGUGGCAAUUGGCACUGCAAUAUUGCUGAACUACAUUACUUAGUGAAUAUCCAUGGUGAAUUGACCAUUACAGGAUUAGGUAGAGUGACCAAAGUUGAUGAUGCUCAAACAGCCAACCUGAUUAAUAAAGAGCAUGUGCAAACUCUAAGAUUAGAUUGGUCUGAUGGAUUCUACUCUAGUGAAUGUGAUCAUAAUUCUAGUCAUAUAGAUGUAAAAGCAACACCAGAAUUAGCAGAGGAGGUAUUUGAGAGCUUAAAGCCAACUAGCAACUUGGAGGAGUUAGAGGUAGCUGACUAUUUUGGGUACAAAUACCCAAGUUGGUUUGGAGGUUCUGCCUAUUCACAAUUGGCCAAGAUAACUUUAUGGAAGCAAGGCUGCAAGUUCCUUCCAACACUUGGCCAGUUACCUCAGUUGCGUAAACUUGUAGUUAUACGCAUGGAGGAAGUAGAGAGAAUCGGGCAGGAGUUUCAUGGCGAGAAUUCCACAAAUCGAUUCCCAGUAUUGGAGGAAUUGGAGUUUGAGAACAUGCCGAAAUGGGUGGAGUGGACUGGAGUUUUUGAUGGUGACUUCCCUUCACUUCGUGAGCUGAAAAUCAAGGACAGCGGUGAAUUGAGAACCCUUCCACAUCAAUUAUCAUCCUCUUUGAAAAAAUUGGUCAUCAAGAAAUGUGAAAAGCUGACAAGACUGCCAACUAUUCCCAACCUAACAAUCUUACUUUUGAUGGGCAAUCUUAGCGAAGAAAUACACAAUAGUCUGGAUUUUCCAAUGCUCCAAAUAUUAAAAGUGUGUUUCACGCAAAAACUUGUGUGCCUUGAACUUGACAAUAAGAACCUACCAAUCCUGGAGGCACUAGCUAUAAGUGGAUGCCGGGGGCUAUUUUCUGUGGUAGGAUUGUUCAGCCUUGAAUCCCUCAAGCUUCUAAAAAUAAAAGAUUGCCCAAACCUGCAGUGCCCUUUACAACCACUUCAACAGCAGCUUCAGUAAUGUAUUAUCACGAACUGUCCUCAAUUACAGGAAUGGAUUGAGUGGCAACAGUCUCUAAUAGACAAGGAAGAUAAGCAGCAACCAGAAUUUGAUAAUGCAAGUUAUGAUCAAGAGGCUCUUGGUGCACUGAGCGACAAUAGUGAGGAUGAUGUUGAAGUUUUCAAUGAAGAUGAAGAUGACGAUUUCUAUGAUGAAAUGCUAGAAGUUGGGCAGUCAAGCGGGACAGCAAUUAAUGACGAUGAUGGAAGUAACGAUGCUGUUUGAAGUAUGAGAGCAAUAUUUUUGAACAUCACGUGCAAAUGAUUUUGUUUGCAUGUCGUUCUCCAACUUCAACUUGAUUAAUCCAAUUUGAUGUGCUACUUCCUAUUUUUUAUAAAAAAACUACAGUGCAAAAUAUACCAAUUUCAGGUCGAAAAAAAUAUGUGACAUACAUUCCAUUAGCUGGAUAGCUAUGGUUUUAAUGUAGGAAAAACUGUUAUAUAAGUGUCUUACAAAAUAUUUCUGAGCUCCCAAUCUUGAUAACAAAUGAAAAAAAAACUCAUAGAAGUAGGAAACAUGAACCGUAAGUAGAAGUAUUUAAAAAACAUGUGGUUUGAGCUUUCUAAUUUUAUGACAAACUUGGCUACCAUCACGGAUUUCCAGUGCUGCCUCAAAUUUCCCUUUGGUUCAGUUGCAUUUCUCGGAUAAACAAGUUUUCUUGUUAGCGACAAUUGCAUAUUUUUUAUUAAUAAUUUCAUAUUUUUGCAACUAAUUGAUUGUCACUAUCACUAUUCAUGCAUCAUGUUUAUGCGUCUGCAGGACUGCAAUUCGUCCAGUUGUCCAUCUAUGGUGACAAAUUGCAAUUGUCUAGAGCAAGACAGGGUAGUAAAAAGGUA